Messenger RNA from Rhodofomes roseus, 1462 nucleotides. RefSeq lists its product as uncharacterized. The coding region runs from base 80 to 1099 and encodes 339 amino acids. Gene Ontology annotation, biological process: lipid metabolic process. Gene Ontology annotation, cellular component: membrane. The transcript has 3 exons. Gene Ontology annotation, molecular function: oxidoreductase activity, acting on the CH-CH group of donors. The record is from RefSeq and is a predicted model, not a curated record. Lineage: Eukaryota; Fungi; Basidiomycota; Agaricomycetes; Polyporales; Fomitopsidaceae.
CCUCGACGCGUCCCCCAGCGCCCCCAAAGACCCCGCCUGCUCUCCAGCCUCCCUCUUCCACCCACCACAUCCACCAGCCAUGGCCGAACAGGAUCGCUACAACGCCCACUUCACCAUCCAGCGCGACAGCCCGCUCAGCGUCGCAACCAGCGUCGCAACCACCGUCGGCAUCUUCAAGUCCACCAUCCUCCCCUCCUUCGGCUUCCACACCGGCCUCUCCCUCGUCGCGUACGGUGUCUCCCGCUACGCCGACCGCGCUGACGGCAAGGACUGGCUCUGGCCCGCCAGCCCCGUCGCCAACGCCUGGUGGAGCGCCCUCGGCACGCGCGUCGUCUACGACGGGCUCUCGCUCCCCGCCGCCUGGGCCCAGCUCACCUACUCCGAGAAGCUCCUCCUCGCCGGCGUGACCACCUGGGGCCUCCGCCUCUUCUACCGCAUCGCGUCGCGCUCGCUCCGCCGCGGCGCCGACGACCCGCGCUACGCCGCGGACAAGCGCGACCCCGCCUUCUGGAGCAGGGCCUUCCUCGCCCAGUUCCUCCCCGAGGCCGCGGUCCAGACGCUCAUCACCCUCCCGUUCACCCUCCCGUUCCGCGCGGGCCUCGCCCGCGCGCCGCUCCCGACGUACGCGAAGCUCGCGCACGCCGCCGCCGUCUUCCUCUUCUCGUCCGGGUACGCGCUCGAGGUGCUCGCGGACGCGCAGCUCGAGACCCACAAGCGGCGCACGGGCGACAUGGUCCUCAACCGCGACGGCGUGUGGAGCAUCGUCCGGCACCCCAACUACCUCGGCGACGCGCUCGUGCACUUGUCCUUCCCCGUGCUCCUGUGGAGCGCAGGCCUGCUGCACCCGCUCGCGCUCCUCGGCCCGCUCGCGAACUACGGCUUCCUGCGCGUGCUCGGCGGCGACCGCGACACGGAGCGCUUCCAGGAGGAGACGUACAAGGCCGACCCGAUCAAGCACGAGCAGUUCUCCCAGUACCGCCGCGAGAAGAACAGCUUCUGGCCGAGCGUCACGGAGCUCGUCAACCGCUGGACGUGGGCCGUCGUCGCGAUCGGCGCGGGCGGCGUUGUGCUCGAGAGGGGCAUGCGGAGGUUGUUGUGAUAGCGUGGUGAGUGGGGUGACGGAUAUGGACAAACAAGCAGAGUGUACGGAUUUGGACAAGCAAGCAGAAUGUGCGGAUACUGUAUCGAUGUAUUAGAAACCAAUGUGGUCCAUCAAUGAGUGGUGCGACGCGUUCGCAGGCGGCGAGAAAUCUGAGUUGUACCAUGCCGUAGUUGACACGGUGUUUGAGUGCACAGUCUGAAAUGAGUUAGAGCCUAAGGAUCCAUGCGCGUCUCGAUAUCCAGUGCCAUACUACUUGCGAGGAUCGCGUACUGCAGGAUGAGAGUCAGUUGGCUCCACAAUAUGCAUAUGGGGAAGUGUAGGAUGUACAAGCAUACAGCUGAUCGGAUGGAAAUGGCGGCG